AUGUACGUUGGUGCCCGAAUCGGCUUCUACUCAGGAAAUAUUGCGACCGUUAGCGAGGACUUGCGAGCUCUUCGCCCGACUAUCUUCACAAGUGUACCUCGCCUCCUCUGUCGAAUAUACGACAACGUCUACGAACGCAUCUGCAAGUCCACAUUCAAGCAAUUUGUACUCAAGUGUGCUCUCAAAGAGAAAUGCCACAAAGUUGACAAGUAUGUGUAA
Hydatigera taeniaeformis is the source of this 219-nucleotide messenger RNA. Lineage: Eukaryota; Metazoa; Platyhelminthes; Cestoda; Cyclophyllidea; Taeniidae. The record is from the annotation of a GenBank genome assembly.